This is a messenger RNA of Oreochromis aureus, 6966 nucleotides long. RefSeq names its product rho GTPase-activating protein 44-like. Gene Ontology annotation, cellular component: dendritic spine; presynaptic active zone; cytoplasm. Gene Ontology annotation, biological process: negative regulation of Rac protein signal transduction; signal transduction; regulation of dendritic spine morphogenesis. The transcript is spliced from 19 exons. The record is from RefSeq and is a predicted model, not a curated record. Bases 264 to 2459 code for a protein of 731 amino acids. Gene Ontology annotation, molecular function: GTPase activator activity; protein binding. Lineage: Eukaryota; Metazoa; Chordata; Actinopteri; Cichliformes; Cichlidae.
UGAGAGAGAGAGGGAGAGAGAAAUUGGUCCAGCAUCUCCGGAGCGGCGGAGCGGAGCGGAUACAGAGACGCGCAGUCCUCAUCAGCAAAAUGAGGAGGAAUUAACGCGCCGACUGUCUCCCGUGUGUUUCCCACCGCGAUGCACGCCGUGGAUGUUUAAAGCCUCCUCGCCUGCUGUAGACCAGCGCGGACAUCUGACUUUAUCCCAUCAAUGAGAUAUGUGGAGUGGCUCUACCGCUCGGUGGUAACGCAGAAAAACACAAGAUGAAGAAGCAGUUCAACCGAAUGAGACAGCUCGCCAACCAAACAGUGGGCAGGGCUGAAAAAACAGAAGUGCUGAGUGAAGAUCUGCUGCAGGUGGAGAAACGUCUGGAGCUGGUGAAGCAGGUUUCCCACAGCACACACAAGAAGCUCACUGCCUGUCUGCAGGGCCAGCAGGGUGUGGACGUGGACAAGAAGUCUGUCAGGUCGCCCUCGAAAAAGCUUCCGCUUGCAACACUAGCACAAUGUAUGGUGGAGGGGGCAGCUGUGCUCGGGGACGAGUCUCUGCUAGGAAAGAUGCUGAAGCUCUGCGGCGACACGCAGGAAAAGCUCGCUCAGGAGCUCAUCUUGUUCGAGCUCACCAUCGAGAGGGACGUGACCGAACCCUUGUACGAGCUCGCAGAGGUGGAAAUCCCAAAUAUCCAGAAACAAAGGAAACAUUUAGCGAAGCUGGUCCUGGACAUGGAUUCUGCACGCACACGGUACUCUCAGUCUACCAAGUCUUCGGGACUGUCCAGCAACCUGCAGCCAACAGGAGCCAAGGCCGACCACCUCAGGGAAGAGAUGGAGGAGGCAGCCAACCGCAUGGAGAUCUGUCGAGAUCAGUUAUCAGCAGACAUGUACAGUUUUGUGGCCAAAGAAAUUGACUAUGCAAGCUACUUCCAGACACUGAUAGAAGUCCAGGCAGAGUACCACAGGAAGUCAUUAGAGCUGCUUCAGAGUGUUCUGCCUCAGAUCAAAGCUCAUCAGGAGACCUGGGUGGAGAAACCGUGUUACGGGAAGCCAUUAGAGGAGCACUUAGCGCUCAGCGGGAGAGAUAUUGCCUUUCCCAUCGAGGCCUGUGUGACCAUGCUGCUGGAGUGUGGCAUGCAGGAGGAGGGUUUGUUCAGAAUCGCUCCCUCGGCCUCCAAACUCAAAAAGCUGAAGGCGUCUCUGGACUGCGGGGUUUUAGACGUUCAAGAAUACUCCGCAGACCCACACGCCAUCGCAGGUGCUUUGAAGUCCUACCUGCGCGAGCUCCCUGAACCAUUAAUGACCUUUGAACUCUACAAUGACUGGAUCCAAGCCUCAAACAUUCAAGAUGAAGACAAGCGCCUGCAGGCUCUGUUCAAUGCGUGUGAGAAACUCCCUUCAGCCAACAACACCAACUUUAAGUAUUUAAUCAAAUUCCUCUCCAAACUGACUGACUAUCAGGAUGUGAACAAGAUGACACCUGGAAACAUUGCUAUUGUCCUCGGACCCAACCUGCUGUGGACUCAGAAUGAGGGGAACAUUACGGAGAUGAUGACGACAGUUUCCCUACAGAUCGUCGGCAUCAUCGAGCCCAUCAUCCAGCACGCCGACUGGUUCUUCCCAGGAGAGAUCGAGUUCAAUGUCACAGGAAACUACGGCAGCCCUGUCCACACCAACCACAACGCCAACUACAGCUCGAUGCCGUCUCCAGAUAUGGAUCAGAUGGAUCGCAAGCAGAACGACCAGAGCCGACGGCCGCUCAGCGUUGCCACAGACAACAUGAUGCUGGAGUUUUAUAAGAAGGACGGUACUCUGAAGAACAAGGAGCUGUCUCCAGUGAUUGGACAGAAGGGACUCCAGGGAGCAGUGACCUCUAGUGGACAGUCACAGCUCUCUGACCACAGUCCGCACACCUUGAGGAGAGCAAAGAAGCUGGCUCCGAUCCCGCCUAAAGGCCCUUACUGCCCAACGGGAGCCAUGUCCGACCAGUCCACAGGUCAGCCGUCUCCAGUCAGCCUGUCCCCCACUCCUCCCAGCACCCCCUCCCCAUAUGGCUUCAGCUACCCGCAAGGAUACGCCACCAUCGGCUCCCCGGGUCAGGUGCAGACAGUCACCACCCCGUCUCUGUCUUCUCCGCCCUCAUUGGCUGGGACUCUCACCAAAGCCAGACCGACCCCCAAGCCGCCCCGGCAGAGACCCAGCCUGCCUCCUCCUCAGCCUCCAUCCACACCUGGCACUAGUCCCCAGUCUCUGGAGCACUCGUCAGGGCUCCUGGAUGGUCUUUCUCCUGGGGAAAGCAUGUCCACUGAUUCCCUCUGCAACUUGGACAUCCCCGUCAUUAACAUGGAACUGGACAGUAUUUUUGACUUGACCCACAUCUCCCCCUUCAGGAACUCAGUGGCACAGCUGGAAUCAGCCAACAGCAAAGAGGACUCUGAGGAAGAGUCUGAGAGCACAGUGCUAUGACGCCACCGAGUUCCCCCACCCUCUCCGUCAAGCUACUGCUGCGCCGUCUCGAUCAUUCAUUGACCUUUCACCUCUCCAGCUGCAUUAACUUCGGCCUCAGCGGCCACCUCUGGACCUCCUCAUCACGCCUCACCUGUGCUCAAUCCAGAGGGGCCAGCGUGUACAAAAGAAAAAAGCACUUCUAUACAGUAAAAUAAAAAAAUCUGGUGAACACACAUACACACGGUUUUGGCGACAGUGUUGUCAGGGGAAGAUUUGACAUUUUGCAUUGGCUGGAUGUUUGUUUUUUUUAAUUUAACUUAAUGUUUUCUUUUUCUUUUUGCCUUAUUUGAUUCACUUGCAAUAUUGCCUUUAACCUCACUCACACGAGACUGGAAACAGGCUGCUGGGAGGAUGAGUGCUCUUUGCUGCUGCUGCUUUUCAUGAGUGAAUUUCAGAACAAACUAACACAGUGCUGUACAUCUGUCCUGUUAACUUCCUUCUCUCACCAUUCAUCUCCUCUUGGCUUGAAACGCCUCUGGCCCCGAAUUUCAGUCCCACUUGAGCGUUCACUGUGAGUGUGCCAGUGUGUCGUUUUGGAAAGCGCGCGUGUGUUUUGCUAGUGUGUGUGACGUGUUAAGUGAAGUGGUAAUUGUAUUAUAUGAUGUUGCACUGUCGGUGUCGUGGAGCAAAAACAGGAAUGAAUGUUUUAGAUGUUUAGAAGUUAACUAAGCAGGUUGGGAAGCAGUUAAACGCCCAAUCACUCCUUUCUCUUUAUAACAAGGCAUUCAGUCAGGAUAUCAGUCACUGGAUAUUUAUUGUUUAUACUGUACAUUUUCAGAGUGUAUGAUAUGAUUAACAAUCUAACUCAGAUCAUAUUUUGUAUCCACGGGAGAGCUAUAUAGUUGAUGCUGUCAGGGAGCUAUAAAGUAUAUGAGAUACAUGCUGUAGUUUAUGAAACGUCCAGCAGUAUGAAAAAUGAAAAACUCAAUUGUGUUUACUCAGAAAUAUUUUUUGGCAGGGCGCAAAGCCGCAUGAGAUCUUUCAUUUCUCUUUGUCGAGUUAGGCAUCAUUUCAGUUUCAAGGAUGUACAAGUUUGUAACUAUGAAGCCUGGAGUGCAUAACCACAUCGUUUAUUUUUUUAAAAUUAAAUAAAUUUCAUCUACAGAGCAGUAGCGGAGGCUCUGAAUGGCCAGCUCUGUGGGUGGGGUGCCCUGUGGGGUUUUCUUAUGUGUUUCCUAUGUCACGAGACAUUAGACAGAAACCUAUUAAAUAUUAAACAUUUUGCAUCUCUUUGCUGUUCCCACUAACCGUUGGUCAGAGCAUUAGCUUGAUAGUGAUACGAUGCUUGUCCUCAAAACACUCUAUGCUAAAUAAUUUGGCAAACCUAAUUAUUUUAUAUUGUAUCACUUUUGGACCUGCUAUCCACCCAUCCAUUAUUUUUCUGCUGCCUACUUGGGUUCAGGCCAUGGUAGGCAGAGAUGCCCAGACCUCCCACCUUCCAGGUGUUCUGGUGGGAAACCGAGGAAUUCUGAAGCCACCCGAGAGCUCAAAUCUGAAAAGCGUCUCCAAGGUCGCCUCCCAGUAAGACAUGCCCACAACACUUCACUUAGUAGGCAUCAUAAUCAAACCACCUGAGCUGGCGGGUCUACUCUGAACUCCUCCUAAAUGGAUAACCUCCUCAUCCUGACUCUGUAGAUUAAGGUCCCAGUCGCACAGGCCUAAAGACCUGUCAGUGAUCCCAUGGUACCCACCGGUCACUAAGGAAAAUUUGUAUUCCCCAACUGGUUGCCAGAUGGUUGCUAGAAAUUGUUGGCAGUCUCUAUGUGAAAUUGGUCAGAAAGAGGUAUACGGUAAUGCACCAAAAACCCCCUUGUGAUUGCUUUGGAUGUUUGCAGAUUGCCACGGUUGCUGAGCAGUAAUGAAACUGUGGAAAGUGGGAUGCAAAGUGGAAAUGGAGAUCAUUCGCCUGCAACGGUUGAAGCAAAAAAUUUAAUGUUUUGAAAGGAGUUGGUUGCAGUUGUAAGGGACGACUUUUACUUUGAUGGUGAACGGUCUCCGUUUCCUUUUCACGCAGGAAGUAGCAUGUGCUUCACUGCGCUCUGAAAUCCAUUCUUUUCUGUUGCUCUUGGUGCAGCACCAUAUUUGAGAUCAAUUUCACCCGGCGACAGUCACUCGCCUCCAAUGAUUCGGCUAAUACAACUUUUUCCUUAGCGACCAGCGGUUGCUAGGCAUUCAUAUCUAGGCCUGUGUGAUUACCUUACACCCUUAGCAAGCAAUAUCAUUCACUUCAGCUGUUUUUCUUUAUAUUUUUUGUCUUUUUAGCUAUUUUUAGCUCAGUUUUUGGUCUCCACCACUUCAUGAGAGAGACAUAUCUGGCUCUUUAGGUGCCAAACACUCCAUUAAAUGCAUCGACCAGCUGCUAACUUUGUGUGUUUGCUGUUAGCUUAGCAGAUGUUGUUUGAAACAACACUGAUGAAACCAGUAAGACUGACACAGAAUGCAAACAACAGGUGGAAAUAUGCUAAAAAACAAAGAUUUGAGAGAUUAUAGAAUGUGCAGUGCCACACUCCAGGAUUCAUAUAGUGCAAACUUGUAUUGACAUAUUGAACCAUUCUUGGGAAAGCAUUCUCAGAGCAACAGCCCUGACACAUUUUAACAUCCUAUCAUAUCGUAGCAAAGCCAGAAAACAGUCUACAGACACUCUCAGAAAAAAGGUGCUUGGUCUCUUAUAAAUAAGCACAGUUUUUCUGUCAUUUUCAGCCACAUUCACAUUACAGUUUAUAUGAACCCUGCCUGAUGAUGCUGAUAUUUUUGGUCUAUCUUAGUGAAACAGAGGCAAGUGCAAAGAUAUGUGUGUAUAUGUGUUUAUUUUGAUGAGAGUAUUUAUACAGAGAUAUUUCUGAAUACUUUUUACUAGGUAUGAGGAGCUGUGGUCGUUUCCGCUGCACAUGAAUCUGAGGAAUUUCUUUUUAAAGUAUUCAAACGUGGGACCAGAAUUGCUCUGCUGCCGCAUCAAAACCUUUUCAGGAAUCGCAGGUUCAGUUUAAGAGGAAACUUGAAAAUCAGUUAAACUGGAGUAACAAGGUUUGUGUACGACAGCAGUAGUUUGCUAUUUGCCUUGCGGUGGGUUUUUGUUGUGACCUAUCCAGAUUUAUAUGACUUUCCUUUUGUCCUGAGAACAUCCACUACACAUGGCCUCAAAGUCACUGUGCUGCUCUACCUGUGUCUUUCUUUAAAGCGCGAUAUCACUCACAGGACUUGUAAAUACCGAAGCCUCUAUACAGUUUGUUCUGUAUAUACUGAAGGGAGAAAUUCAUAUAUAUAUAAAUACAUAGAUAUAUACAAAUACUGUAUUGAAAAGGAUAAAUGAUGACGAACAUCCAUACUGUAUAAUAUUAUAAUGUUGCUGGAACUAUGAAGUAAACUUCGCACAGAAGCCUAACAUGGUACAGCAGACUGAAAGGUCAAAUCUAGUGCUUGUUUUGCAGUUUCUGACCUCAGAAUGAACCUCUUGAACUUUUAGACUUGAUUUUAGACAAGAAAAAAACAGCAACACAUCACUGCAGCUACGUGAAAAUUCAAGACGGCUCGUGCAGCUUUGAGCACAUUUCCUGACAUAUUUGAGAUUCAUGGAAAUGUGAUUGUGCGUUCUUUAAAAAUAAAAAUAAGUGUCUGUGGGUUGCUGCCGUUGCAGUGACGCAUCGAUCACAGUUUGAAAGGUUUAAACAGACUCUGCAUGAAAACUGCUGCAUUACUGUCUUUUAGACAGCAGAACCAGACAGCAAUGCAACACAGGUUAUAUAUUUAAGAAAAAACAGAUGUUAAACAACGGUUUGCAUAGAACAGAUUUUUUACAAGCAGAAAAUUUUAAAUUGGUGCAAAAAAGAAAUACUGGAGGUCAUCCAAACCAUCAAGAUGCUUCUUUUAUCUGACUAAAGCUUAAUUUAUAGUGCUGCAUUAACCUGUAGAGACCCUGUAUCCUCUAUGGCAUAGCCUGGCAUCCACCUUGCUGCUGUGGAAACGCAGCCUGCAGUGGCAGUAAUACGCUCAAAACUGUAUAUUGAUUAUUACAAGGAUAAUGCCUCUGUGAACCAACGUGUAAUAGGCUCUAGUUGUAUUUAGUGUGCUCACAAUGCUAAUUCAUUACCCAGUGUUAAUGUAACACUGAAAAACAACUCCUUUUGACAGUUAAUAGAAUUGAAUAUUGGGGAAAUGACUCCAUUCAUGUUUAUUUUUUUAUAUUACAACUGUAAUUCCAACAAGGACAUUUUAAACAGUUGGUUUUUACACACCCAGUAGCUGCGGAGCCACAUUGCCAUUCAGCUGGGCAGGUGUUUCUGGCUCCUUUUUAUCUAUUUGCUCUCUGUUUACCUGUGUUUUCGCUUUCCACCACCUCCUCAGAGAAAUGUCUGGCUGUCAAGAUGCUAAAUGCUCCACUGUGAUCUCAUAGUGACUGGUUCUGAGAUCUAGUUUGAACCAACGCUGAUGAGAGCAGUAAGAUUAAACAACGCUGGGUCUGAUUUAC